Messenger RNA from Ostreococcus tauri, 837 nucleotides. Its product is annotated as unnamed product. The record is from RefSeq and is a predicted model, not a curated record. The coding region runs from base 1 to 837 and encodes 278 amino acids. The transcript has a single exon. NCBI's taxonomy places the organism in Eukaryota, Viridiplantae, Chlorophyta, Mamiellophyceae, Mamiellales, Bathycoccaceae.
AUGACGACGCGAAGAGAUGAGAGGGGGUCGUGGGCGGUCACGGCGACGGACGCGGAGGACGAACGGCGAGGGAUCGAGCGCGUGGGGGCGCGGGAAGGAAUAUUUAGCGCGCGCGAGGAAACCAGGGCGGAGGCGCGGGCGCGCGUGGAGGCGACGUUGGAGUCGUUCGACGAGCGGUUAGCGAGAGCGAGGGCGAGAGCGGAGGAAGCGCGGGUGGAUGCGGAGCGCAUCGAGAGAUUGUUGAGCGAGAGCGGGCGAUUCAGAGGGGGUGGGCAGAGCGACGCGGCGACGUCCAGGGACGAGGGACGCGCGAGACGGUCCACGGGUGCCGCGAUCUCACCCGAGAGGCAAUCGCUACAUAGACCGACGCCUAGAUGGGGGCUCGGCGCCAGCGUAGAUGGUACGGAGUGGACCACGCAUCGCGGACCUUCGCGUACGUUUGGUGAGUUUGGACGCGGCGACCGGCAUUCGGACGUCUCCGUGGGGAGCGACGAGGACGGACGGAGCGCGUUUCGGGCGCCGAGGGCGGUACCAGUCAUUCGUGCGGACAGAGAUAUUAUUCCGCAGGGUUUAAGCACGCCGCCGAGGAUGCGCGUUCGCGCGGAACCGCCCGCUCCGGUGCGGCGGCGGACGAGAAGCGUCGAUUUGACGACUCAUCCGCCUUUUCCUUCAGACUUGACGCAGAGAGUACAUACGUCUGUAGAGAUAGAGACUUCGAGAGUGUCGACGAAUUCACUUUUGGAAGCCGUCGCCAAUGAAGCAGAGUUCGAGAGACUUCGACGGAGCAGCGUUGAGGACGACGAUCAACCAGUUGAAACGAAACCACGUAUGCCAUAA